CCCGGCUCUCUGCCGGCAGCGCCGGCGGAGCGGGGACACGCCGGGCCAUGGCGGAGCGGAACAGCACCCGCGCCCCGCGGACGGGACGCAGCGGGGCGGGCGGGCGCGCCGUGCCCGGAGCAGGGCCGGAGGGGCCGCCGGGACGCCGCGCCGCCGCGCCGGGGCUGCUGCAGUGCCGUCGCUGCCGGUACCUGUGCACGGGCAGGGCCUGCUGCCAGAUGGUGGAAGCGCUGCUGGCUGUGCUGGUCCUGGUCUGCAGCUCCGUGUCCUGCAGCUCGACGGGAGGCUACACCGGCCUGCCCAGCCUGGGGGGCAUCUACUACUACCAUGUUCUGCAAGUAGCUUUUGCAUGGAAGGCCGAUGAGUGAAGUCGCACACAGAGCUCAAUGAAGGAGAACCUAGAGCACAGCUACUGCUCGCCACAGCUAUGCUUGACUGGGAUAUUGCACAAAUUCCCUCCAGCGCAGUAACGGAAUCAGAAUAUAUAGUUAGAUGAAAGUAAAAAUCUUUAUUGCUAAGUCAGCUGAAAAGUUGAUGCAAAAAUAUUCUUCCUUCCUGGACUGCUCUAUACAUCUGAAUAAAGAAUCAAUGGAAUAGUGUUUUC
This is a messenger RNA of Gymnogyps californianus (California condor), 604 nucleotides long. RefSeq names its product MARVEL domain containing 3 (gene MARVELD3). The coding region runs from base 48 to 368 and encodes 106 amino acids. Lineage: Eukaryota; Metazoa; Chordata; Aves; Accipitriformes; Cathartidae. The record is from RefSeq and is a predicted model, not a curated record. The transcript is spliced from 4 exons.